Papaver somniferum (opium poppy) is the source of this 924-nucleotide messenger RNA. RefSeq lists its product as uncharacterized. The transcript has a single exon. The coding region runs from base 1 to 924 and encodes 307 amino acids. Lineage: Eukaryota; Viridiplantae; Streptophyta; Magnoliopsida; Ranunculales; Papaveraceae. The record is from RefSeq and is a predicted model, not a curated record.
AUGGGUAAUAAGAUUGGUAAAGAAAUCAAGGUUGAUCCUACUACCUUGAAAAAGGAGAGUGGAUUUUAUGCAAGUGUCCUUAUAGAAAUUGAUUUGGCUAAAUCAAUUCCCAGCAAAAUUCUAGUUGAAUUAAAAUAUGGAAAAUUUGAACAAGUAAUUCAAAUACCAAAACUCCCAAGGUACUGCAAUCAUUGCAAAAUUGUGGGUCAUCAUAUUUAUGAGUGCAGAACAAAGAGAAAAGAAGAUUCUCAGCAGGCAACAACUCAAGAUCCAGAUCAAGAUUUUGUCCUGGUUAAACAGAAAAAACAAUGGAAACCUACACAUAUCCAAUUACCAAAUAAGGCUGGUUUUGAUAUUUGUUUUGGAGAUAUUUCAGGAAAAAAUAUGGAACAACGAACUAACAGUGUAUCUGGUAACUUACCACAAGGUGAUAUAUCAUCAAGGAGAUUUCAUAUUUUGCAAAAUCCUCAUGUGGAAUCUGGUAAUACUUCAUUUUCUUCUGAAGAUUUUCCAGCAUUAAUAAUAGACAAAUCUAUUUUAUCACCACAGAAUUUAGUGACUCCACCACCUUCAGUUUCUGAAGUUACUCAAGAUGAUAAUUCUAAUGUUUCACAAGUACCAGUUGCUGUCAUUACUUCAAAGAUUCUAGAUACUAUCAGUAAAGAAAACAACACAAUGUCUAGUUCAGAAGAUGGAGAAAUUAAAGAGGUUAGUGUAUCUUCACUCAUUCAUCAAAGUUCUAUUCCUCAAACCAUUUUUAUUUUAAAAAGAUCUGAAAAACUUGAUACUCCUGCUAAAGAUAAGUUUGUAGCUAAUGAAAAGAAAGCUCCUCCAAUUAAGAAACCUCCCUUAACCAGAAAACAAUUUCAUAAAUCAGUGUCUCAAAAGGGGAAUUCCAUUACUCCCCAACCUAACUCACAAUGA